This is a messenger RNA of Sabethes cyaneus, 1071 nucleotides long. Its product is annotated as hsp70-binding protein 1. The record is from RefSeq and is a predicted model, not a curated record. Lineage: Eukaryota; Metazoa; Arthropoda; Insecta; Diptera; Culicidae. The coding region runs from base 79 to 1035 and encodes 318 amino acids. The transcript is spliced from 4 exons. Gene Ontology annotation, molecular function: protein binding.
GUCUUGUAAUAAUUAUUUAUCUGAUUCAUUUGUACGAAUUGUAAAUUACUUUUCACAAGAUUGUAAAAAACUAAUAACAUGUCGGACGGUGGAGAAAAUCCCGAUCAACCACGGCAACCGCGAAAUAUGCAGGGUCUUCUGAAGUUUGCCAUGGAAGCAACACAGUCCGAGGAUGCUCCUAAUCCAGCGCACGUGGAUGCGAUGGACCCUGAACGAAGGCAGUUUCUAGAAGCCGCCUUGAAAUCUCUUACGGUGGAUGUUAUACAUGAAAUCGAAAAAGCCAUGAAAGUAUUGACGGAUCCGGAAGCGGCAGACGAAGACAAGGCAGAAGCUUUAGAUGUUAUCAUCGAUUUCGUUCAAGACAUCGAUGCUGCCAAUGAUUUUUACAAAGUAGGUGGAUUUGUUAUAAUUCAACCGGGUCUUGAUUCGUCUAGCAGCGAAGUUAGAACGGGAACUUUACGGCUAGUUGCUGAACUGUCCCAAAACAAUCCCACCUGCCAGCAGCAUCUGUUGGAAGCAAACAUUCUACCGCGGUUGGUUGAACUACUUUCGGAUGAAGCAACGGUGGCCGUCCAAGCGAUGCAUGCAAUAUCUUGUCUCGUUCGGCAUUAUGAACCCUGUCUUGCUGCCUUUAUAGAAAUGGGUGGACUCGAAUGUUUGCUUGGUUGCAUACAGACGGAUAACGACAAACUUCGGAUUAAAUCUUCUUUCCUUAUGUCUAAUCUAUGCACUGAGUUUGCUGCCGUGAGGGACGAAUUCAUUAAGCUAAACGCUGUGGAGGGUGUAAUAGCGUCGAUUCGCCCUUCCAAGGAAUACGAACCGAAACUUGAGACAGCUUUGUCGACGUUGAAUGUUUUGACGGAAAGCUCGGAAGCUGUCAUUCGUUGUCAGGAGGCGAAUUUAAAACUGAAGUCUAAGCUGGAAACGAUACUGAAACUCAACAAUGGGAAAGAUGAGUGUUUGGAACAAAUUGAGUACGCUAACACGCUUCUUAAACGCUGCUUUGCGACAGAGCAUGGCUUAACCGACCGUUAAAAAUCAAGUGAAUACUAAAUGGUCUCUAGAAUCAAU